Molecule: messenger RNA, 492 nt
Organism: Rotaria socialis
Lineage: Eukaryota; Metazoa; Rotifera; Eurotatoria; Philodinida; Philodinidae
Source: the annotation of a GenBank genome assembly
AUGGUUGACGAAACACUUUUCGAUUAUCUUCAUAUGUCGAUCGUUGAGCAUUAUAAUAAUGAAAACGAAAAUGAUGUAGAAACAGCAUCGGCAUAUCUAUCACAAAUAGGUUACAGAGUGGGCUAUUCGCUUGGCGAAAGAUUAUCAAAAGAAAAUGCACGUUAUCGUGAUGAAUUAGAUACAGUAAAAUAUCUUUGUAAAGAACUAUGGAUAUGUUUAUUUAAAAGACAAGUGGAUAAUCUACGAACAAAUCAUCAAGGAGUGUACGUAAUUCAUGAUGGUCGAUUUCGUUUAUUACAACAAACGCUCACAACGAUGAAUAAGCCUAUUGACAGUAAUAAUCGAUUGCAUACAUUAUAUAUAGCAUAUUCAAAUGGGCUACUACGAGGAAUAUUAACUAAUAUGGGUUAUCCGUGUCGUGUUACUGCUGAAAUUGUGGAUUUCGGCGUCAGAUUUCAAAUUGAAGUAAAUCCAGUAGUUGGGCAAAAAUGA